Molecule: messenger RNA, 330 nt
Organism: Heterobasidion irregulare TC 32-1
Lineage: Eukaryota; Fungi; Basidiomycota; Agaricomycetes; Russulales; Bondarzewiaceae
Exons: 5
Coding region: 1-330 (109 amino acids)
Source: RefSeq, a predicted model, not a curated record
AUGCUUCUAAAUGCUAACAAAUAUAUCAAAUGUCUGUCCAUAUCAGUAGGCACUGGAAACAAUUAUGAUUGGUAUAAUUGUUUCACCAGCUUAAAUACCCGUGGUCCGAGGGCGAUUCUUUCCUCAGACUCUUACCCUUUGGAUAACAGUCGCUUUGUUGUCACUGCGUUCAACAAAGGGAGAGCGAAUGAGGGGUCCGACAUGGUGUGGCACGAGUGGCACAAGCAGGGAAAGGUGUUGGAAGCAAUGUGGGACGAUGGGAAAGGCAGGGAAAGCAAUAGGGAAGAUGUGGCAGCAAAGAGGUGUGGCCAGAAAGGUGUGGCACAGUAG